AUGAAGACAGGGCGUGUGUGGCACGCGGAUACGGACCGGUUAGCUUUACCAGACACCGAGUCCGAGUCCACAGUCGACAGUCUUGAGACCGUCAUCGGAGCCUGGCGGAUGAGGUAGGAGGGGGUGCGAUAGAUUUUGCGUAAGCCUGCUCCUCUGCAAACGGAUUCGCACACAAGGCAGAGGGUUGACGUCGUUGUUCGCGACGUUCGAACUGUCGACGCGGAAUAGGUAGGAAGUAGAUCGGGAGGCCAGUUUUCAGAAAUGUUUUCAAGGGCCCAGGUCAUCUACAGACUUGACGAGUCUGCAUAUCCGUUAUGCAAUGCUGAUAGGGAUUAGAGACGAGGGGUGUUCCCUCCGCAGCGUCAGGCUAAGAAAGUAGUAGUUUAUAUUUCGUCUUAACCGUUUUGAGGACUGCGAUUAAGGAGUUAGAGUGAUAUCAUCUUGACGAAGAUUGCAGUUUGUAGUAUGUUAUUACCGACAAAGACAAGUCAGGCCGGGAUGGCCAUUUCUGGCUUAGUAGACGUCGUCAGCCAGUCAUACCCAACCCCGAAGUGUGGAUCACCCGAGGCUCGAACUCGCGACCUGUUAGUUAGAAGUUCAACGCCUCUAACCACUGAGCCACAGGCUCUUUGCCCUGUCGGUUUCGAUCGGGAAUAUACAAUGGUAGGGCACAACGGAACGAGGGAGUUCCGUAGGAACGAUCGGUGAGCGCCCCCUAUCAUUGUAUAUUCCCGAUCGAAACUGACAGGGCAACGGGGUCGUGGCUCAGUGGUUAGAGGCGUGGACCUCUAACUAACAAGUCGCGAGUUCGAGCCUCGGGUGUUCACACUUCGGGGUUGGGUAUGACUGGCUGACGACGGCUAAUAAGCCAGAAAUGGCCAUUCCAGUCUCCCUUGUCUUUGUCAGUAAUACCAUUCGGCCUAUAUAUCAUGCGCCGCUGUGCGGCUGCUGGUUGAGCUCGAGAGAGAGCCCUUAAGGCACAACGGAACGAGUGAGUUCCGUAUGAACGAUCGGUGAGCGCCCCCUACCAUUGUAUAUUCCCGAUCAAAACCGACAGGACAAAGAGCCUGUUGCUCAGUGGUUAGAGGCGCGGACCUCUAACUAACAGGUCGCGAGUUCGAGCCUCGGGUGUUCCACACUUCGGGGUUGGGUAUGACUGGCUGACGACGGCUAAUAAGCCAGAAAUGGCCAUUAGAGUCUCCCUUGUCUUUAUCGGUAAUAACUUACUGGCUAUAUCAUGCGCCGCUGUGCGACUGCUGGUUAGGCUCUAGACAAAGCCCGUAAGGCAGAACUGAACGGGUUAGUUCCUUAAAAACGAUCGGUGAGCGUCCCCUACCAUUGUAGCUUGUCCCUGGUCAACUAUGUCGGAUUUUCGCAUACUUCACCCUUGCGUCAGCACUGCGUGAAAAUGCUGACUAGGUUAUUAUUUGGUUGACCCUUAUCAUUAUCCAUGCGUACAGUAGUUUUCUCUUUACAAUUAAUACAACGAAACCUUGUCUCCGCUUGAUUCCACCACGGGUUUACCGUAGAAUUCUUCUGCUUAAGUCCUGCAACCUCAUUCACGAUACCGCACAGCCUAAAACAACCACGGAUUUAUUGUGGCUCCUAGAUCGCAACUCAGCAGCAAUAAAACCUACAUCUGUAAAUGUUCUCUCAUGUCAUGUAAUAUAGAUGGCAAAAACCGAUAUUACGAGUUGCAGGCCGUGCGCGUUCGCUGACUAUGCGGCACUAGCUAUUGCUCUUGAAUUCCACAAAAAUGACCGAUGAGCAAGGGAUCAGUUUGUACGCCCUGUAUGGACAUCACCAUCCCGAUGUUCAUUAGUUAACGAAGAUGGUAAAGAGAAAAGGCUUGCGCAUACUUGCACUAACCAAUCGGUGCGAGCCGGGCUUAAGUGUCAACAUCUAUUUCGUCCAGCGCCAUUGCUGCUGGGAGCUAUACCACCUAGGUUUAUGUUCGUUGACUGGGGAGGGGGGGGUGUGAACAAGUGUUGAACUGAUAAUCAAUGGGAUAGUUGGCUGCUUCACUAGUGUUCCUGUCUAAAACAUGAUUCCUCGUUGAAUGCACUUUGGAUGGGACGCGCUUUUGCCUUAUAUUGCCGAUCGCGCAUUCGACUCCACCCUUUGCACCCACCGAGAUUUCACCUAUCAGCGCUUGACUUCAGCCCUUCGACCUUGUACUUAGGGCUAACACUUGAGGCCGUUUGGCCAUCGGCAAAUACCUUUCCAACGUUCAAGGUGAGGUUCAGUACUCAGAAAAUUGGCAGUUGGAGGCUCAGGACAGAAGAUUAGACGUCCAUGAGCUGACUCAGAGUAGUAACCACGAUAUAUUCGUUUGCCUCUGUCCUCUCGGGUCAAUUUAUCACCGCGCUAAAACUAACAUUGUAAAGCCAAAUUGAGUAGACACGGCCAUCAAGAGAUGAAAUUUCAAAGAAAUACGCAAGAGCGGCUGUUGGGGUUCAUCCCAGAGCGUUACUUCUCCCUAUCACUGUACUUUUCCACAGACAGCUACAACCAAUUGGCCCAGAUAACAGUUAUUAGGCCUAAUUAUCAGCAAUAUAUAAAUUAUCCAAUCUCUCAAACCUAGCAGUUCAUAAUCGCUAUGCUCAUCAUAUUCGUCGAUAACAUUCCCUUAAUUUUAAAAACCUUCUUUGAAGAAGGACAAAUUUUCUCCCAAUACCUGCUUAUUUAUUAGUAAUUUAAGGAAGCCUUCCUGGGGUUGUCCCGACAGAUAAUAAGGCAUGAGGAUCGCCUACCUCCAACUGUCCUUAGGAAAAUUACUAGCCUGAUAUAUACGCAACGGAUACUCCAUUGACUGCCGCAAGGAGUUUCUUAUCAUGAGUUUUUGGGCAAAAAGUUAUCAGGAGCAUUUCUGAAGAGAAAGUAUUUGUAUUGCAACAGAAUAUGGAAAUGUGAAACUCACAUUGUCAAAAGGGACCGGGACCUCGAACACCUCCGACCAUUCGACACAUAAUCUCUCGAUUGUAUGGGCAACCGAAGAUCCAGAAAGACGGCUUGCCAGUUUGUCCGGUUUUGGACAUGUGUGACGCUCCACGUCAUGCGAUGACGAAAUGAUAAAUCGAGAAACUCGAGUCUGUAUGGAAUUCACUAGCACAACGUAGCUAUUGGGAUACCUUCAAAUUCUCUGACGACUUCAAAGACUUGAACCUAAGCUAAGUAAUGAUGUUACUGCUAGACGUCUCAUCACUCCUCACAAACGUCUCGUCACAAAGAUAGUCAGUAACAUUUUUGAAUUCCUAUCGGCCAGUCAGUAGGAAAUUGUAAUACCGACGAACACAAGGAAGUAUUACGAGGAUGCAGGCUAAAUGUGCAACUUUUUGACAAACAAUUAUAUGGAUAAAUAGACGACGUUCUUGCGGUCUUGCAGCUUGGUUUUCUCUUAACCGAUGUCUUCAUGAACAAACAGGAGAAAUUUCGACUGAACUAUCAUAUCUGUAGGCGAAAACAUUACGAUACCUACAGUGAUAGCAUUUGUGUAAUUGGCAUUGCAAAAACCAGCGUAGCUGCCCUCUUAGGCACUGCAGAUCAGGCACACCUUUGAGCAGGUUUACGUUGGAGAUUGAAAAGACAGGCUCGCUAAGCAGAAGAGGUGACGGUAGCGUUCGGAGUAGAGUCUAUCGGAAGAAAACAUAGUCAUGACAAUAUACAAACUUCGGAAGUUUAAAAUCUCUCUAAGAGAAACGCAACGUGCCAUAAAAUUUCCGGCAGAAAAGAAAUCACUGUUUCUCAAGGUCCUCUUUCAAGGCGAUAUGGUGAAUGAAUUUCAGAGAAGACGACUUAACUAUAUUGUUUCACGUACCUUCCCAGCAGCAAGAGUUGAGGUAAUAUUCUUGAUCAACCCUAUUUUACAUGGAGAAGGUCAGGAAAGGUUGUCAGCUCAGACCACUUCCAUGUGCAUUUACUCCUUCACUUGUAUAGGCAGGUUAUGUUGUCCGCACGAGUCGGUGCCUAUCCAAAAGCACACCAAUACGCCUCCUGGCAUGGCUGAGAGAAAGCGAAAAUAGGAGCAUAAGCAGCUCCAUUCUCGCACAUUUUGUUGAUUCCGUGCAUCAUGCAGACCCUAACGAAAACUUCGUGCUAUUUAUGAGGUCCCACUGUACUACUUUAAACCGUUGGACCAGCGUCUACUAGCAACGGUAGAGGUGACUGUCACAAGGCUACGCGAACCCGUCUUGUGUACCUCGAGCGAGUUCCGCGUUUACCAUGGCCAAAGGUGGGUUACCUGCAUGCAAUUCUCCUCCUCCUCCUCCUCCUCCACCUCCUCCUCCUCCUCCUCCUCCUCCUCCUCCUCAUCCUCCUCAUCCUCCUCAUCCUCAUCCUCCUCCUACUCCUCCUCUUUCCCUUCAUCAUCCUCCUCCUCCUCCUCCUCCUCCUCCUCAUCCUCAUACGGCACUUCCUAA
Molecule: messenger RNA, 4418 nt
Organism: Spirometra erinaceieuropaei
Lineage: Eukaryota; Metazoa; Platyhelminthes; Cestoda; Diphyllobothriidea; Diphyllobothriidae
Source: the annotation of a GenBank genome assembly